Molecule: messenger RNA, 909 nt
Organism: Eimeria tenella
Lineage: Eukaryota; Apicomplexa; Conoidasida; Eucoccidiorida; Eimeriidae
Product: TPR Domain containing protein, putative
Exons: 7
Coding region: 1-909 (302 amino acids)
Biological process (GO): protein folding in endoplasmic reticulum
Cellular component (GO): EMC complex
Molecular function (GO): protein binding
Source: RefSeq, a predicted model, not a curated record
AUGGCCGAGGGAGGGGCCCCCCGGGGGCCCCCAAAGCUGCUGCUGCAGCGCCUGGGGCUGCAGGGCCUCAAGGCGGGUUUGCUGCAGGCGCAGACACGGGGGGCCCCCGCGCUGUGUCUUUCUUACGGGAAGGAGCUGCUGGACAGAUUUGCUGCUGCUCUCAAAGACGAAGUAUAUGCUGUUUACGAGACUGUCUACCUGGCGGCCUUGACCCUUAACGAGCCAGCUGUGUAUGAGCGGUGCUACAACGCGCUGGUUGCCCGCUGGGGCAGCAGCAGCAAACGGCUGCGGGGGCUGCUGAUGCUGCAGCAGGAAGCAGCAGGAAAGCAUCAGCAGGCGAUUCGCCUCUUGGCAGAUUACCUGCAGCAGCACCACGGAGAUGUGGGCGCCAGGAGGAGAGUUGUGGCCACCUACAGAAUCCAGGGGAACUACAAGAGCUGCAUUUCUUUCCUCAUUUCGCACCUGCGAGAGUACGCGGGGGAUAAGGAGGCGUGGCACGAGUUAGCUGAGGUGUACAUACACCUCAUGCUGCUGCAGCAAGCAGCUUUUGUUUGGGAAGAGCUGCUGAUGAGGGAUCCAAACAAUCUUUACUAUCUCCUUUCUUACGGAGAGGGGGCGCAGGACCUGGUGCUGCUGCAGCAGCAGCAGAAGCAGCAGCAGAGCGGCUCGAAGCAGCAGCAGCAGCAGCAGCGGCAGCGGCAGCAGCGCAGACGCCCUGAAGACUUGGAAGCACAAGAGGCCCUGAAAUCUGCUGCCACUCUUUUGGCUCUGGGCCUGGAAGCAGCAAAACGUCUUGACAAGAUGUACGAGCAGCAGCUGCAGCAGAAGAGCGGCAGGAUCUUUGCAGCAGCAGCAAGAAGGCGAAUUGCUGCUCUUCAAAAGUCUCUUGAGCAGCACCGAGCUGCCUAA